AUGUUUCUAGGGAAACGACUCACACCUGAAGACCUGGUUAAAAAGUGGCGGCAAUCUAUUCGAGCUCAGCAACGAGACUUGGACAAAUCUCUUCGAGGCAUUGAAACAGAAGAAGUCAAGGCCAAACGGCUCCUCAAGGACGCAGCAAAGCGAAACGAUGCAGUCUCAUGUAAAACUCUUGCAAAGGAAAUAGUAAGAAGUCGGAAGGCCAAAGAUAGGAUGCAUACUUCCAAAGCACAGCUGAAUUCCUUGAUUAUGAGCAUGCAGCAGCAACUUGCUUUAGUCAAGGUGACUGGUGCGCUGCAAAAGAGUGGAGAGGUGAUGAAGAUUGUCAACUCUCUGGUUAAACUGCCUCAGAUCUCAGCUUCCAUGCAGGAAAUGUCCAUGGAAAUGAUGAAGGCAGGAAUUAUUGAGGAGAUGGUCAGCGAUACACUUGAAAUGGACGAUGAAGGCAUCGAAGAGGAAGCUGAUGAAGAAGUCGACAAAGUUAUUACUGAGAUCACUAGUGGACUAUUGGGUCAAGCCGGGGCUGUUGGAGAGGAUCUGCCAAAAGCCAAACUCAAGCAGAAACAAACGGCAGAAGUGGAAAGCGACAUGGAAUCUCGUUUAUCUGCUCUCAAGGGAGCGUGA
Molecule: messenger RNA, 630 nt
Organism: Batrachochytrium dendrobatidis JAM81
Lineage: Eukaryota; Fungi; Chytridiomycota; Chytridiomycetes; Rhizophydiales
Product: ESCRT-III subunit protein VPS24
Exons: 5
Coding region: 1-630 (209 amino acids)
Biological process (GO): late endosome to vacuole transport; endosome transport via multivesicular body sorting pathway; protein transport
Cellular component (GO): ESCRT III complex; multivesicular body
Source: RefSeq, a predicted model, not a curated record